UCAACAUGUCACCAAAUGCUCAGUCCAGCUUCACUGCCAAAGUCUUCUCAGCAAACUCCAACAGCAAAACAUUGAGUCCUGUUAAAUCGUCAUUUGGUGAGAAGUUUCCUGAGGUCACUGCAGCGUCUCCAUCUACCAAUGGCAUCUCAUCUUCAUCUUCAUCAUCAUCCUCAUCUUCAUCAGCCAGCCACUUCCACUUCAAGCAGUGUGAAGAGUUCUGCUGUCAUGACUCCUGUAAAUCAGACAGUGAAUACCCAGAGCAGCAGUGUGAAGAGUUCUGUUGUCACGACUCCUGUAAAUCAGACAGUGAAUACCCAGAGCAGGACGAGCAUCACUAACACUAAAACAUCAGUUCUGGAGGACUGGACUCCUGCCAAACCUGCAGACAAGCCCUCAGUGAGCCUGAAGACCAGUGAUGUGAGUUAUUCUCCCACACGCUCAUCUCCAUCAGCCGUGACUGUGAACACACGCUACAGCUACCGGAGCGACAGUGCUCCACUGGAUGAGCUCUCUGAUUCGCUGCUGUCUGGAAGUGUGUACUCGCAACCUGUCCGAUCACAGAGUGAAAGUGUGUCUGUCUCUCCACGUGUGUCCACUUCCUCAUCAUCCUCUGCGCAGACGAGCAUCACUAACACUAAAUCAUCAGUUCUGGAGGACUGGACUCCUGCCAAACCUGCAGACAAGCCCUCAGUGAGCCUGAAGACCAGUGAUGUGAGUUAUUCUCCCACACGCUCAUCUCCAUCAGCCGUGACUGUGAACACACGCUACAGCUACCGGAGCGACAGUGCUCCACUGGAUGAGCUCUCUGAUUCGCUGCUGUCUGGAAGUGUGUACUCGCAACCUGUCCGAUCACAAACUCAAACCAGGAGCGUUUAUUCAGAGUUCCCGGCUGAUUCUGCCUCUCUCAGCUCUUCUCUGGAGUCCAGCAGACACACACACACACACACACACACACACACAUAUGCAGACCACAGUUCAACAGCAGAUAUUAUCAGGAAAUGUUCACAUAUAUGAGUUGUGAAAGUGUGUUGUGGAAGGGUUUACAGCAUUAAUAUUGUCUUGAUUACUUCUCUUCAAUAAUCUCUCAUGUAUAAAGCUCUGAUCAAUCAUCAUGAUGUGCACAGUUACACCGCCUGCUCUGCUCUGCUCUGCUCUGCUCAGUGUAGUGACGAGUGUAACGCCUGAUCAUCACAUAAUAAACUAUACUCUGAUCCUGCCG
This is a messenger RNA of Danio rerio (zebrafish), 1219 nucleotides long. The record is from RefSeq and is a predicted model, not a curated record. Lineage: Eukaryota; Metazoa; Chordata; Actinopteri; Cypriniformes; Danionidae.